Dermacentor andersoni is the source of this 1417-nucleotide messenger RNA. The record is from RefSeq and is a predicted model, not a curated record. NCBI's taxonomy places the organism in Eukaryota, Metazoa, Arthropoda, Arachnida, Ixodida, Ixodidae.
CACUGGGCUGGUGGUUUGCCCAACAGUUCUCUGUGCUUGCAUCACUCGACGGCAGUGUCGCUUCGUACGGCAGCUCAGCAAUGGCAGCGGCGAACCGACCCAGCGACUGCUAUGCCCUCACUGAGAGCCGCUUCCGGCGGCAGCUCUUCCUGGAGAGGGCGCAUGCAUCGCUGGGACGUGCGGGCAUGCGGCAGGUCGAAGUCAUUCUGAGCAACAUCCGCCACACUACGAUGACAUUACUCAGCUCCACCUCGUGGAUGGACGAGCAGACUCGCAAGGAAGCAGCUGCCAUUGUAGGGCGCACGGAAUUCGAGGCAUGGAAGCACCACAUCGCAAACAACCGCGAGGGUGAGGACCGCCAGAAAAAGGUGGUGGCAAGGAGCGCAGGUGAUGGAGGACGUAGCGCACGGAAGGAGUCCCAGGUCAGCGGCAGUAAUGCGAACGAUACCGAAGGCGGCGUCGGAAACCGAAUAUCUGACGCACGUCCGGAAUUGCCUGCGCCGCCACUGCCACGAGUCGGUGAGCGGGAGAGGAGGCGUACGUCCUCGUACACGACGGUGGUUGAGGGCUGGGUCGACUCUGCGAGGAGAUACAAGUUACGUGUCCCCAACUGGCCCCUGGACGACUCCCUGCUGCACCGACAUCUGUCGUACGCCACACUGGUCCAGUACGACCACUGGUGGAACUCCGCCUUCCUCCAUAUGGCGGCGUUCGCGGAGCCUCUCUUCUACCUGGACGGCCCGCCGUCCGCUAACUAUGGAGGCCUCGGUGUGGUGCUUGCCAGGUACCUCUACAAGGCGUACGACUACGCGCACGGCACGCAGCUCGACGCGGAUCGCAACGUGCGCUUCUGGAUGUCUCGCUCCAGUCUCGAGUCGUUCGAGAAUAAGCUGGCCUGCGUCAACGACAGCAGCUGGAUGAUGGCGCACGUGGCCGCGAUUGAGAUCGCCUACGCGGCCGCCUUCGGAGCGAGGAGCGAGCGAGGAGGCCAGAAUGCGGUGGAAGACGGCGAGCGCAAGAGCAUCUGGCUCCCGGGUCAGCGAAAGGCCGUCUCGCCGGAAAUGGUCUUCUUCCUGGUCUACUGUCGCUCCACCUGCCGGUCCAGGCACGGCGACCGGCUCGGUCAGUCGCACCCGGGCAGACGCCGUUGCGGCGAAGUUCUGAAGCGUAUGGCCAGCUUCGGGCGGGCAUUCAAGUGCCGCCCCGACUCUCCGAUGAUGUCGUGGGGUCCCAAGUGCUCGUUCUUUGGUAACUGAAGACGAUAAAAAAAAUGGGAGAGAACAAUGUACUGUGCAGCCGACGACUGCUGCAGUGGCAGAAUAGGCGCGAUAGGUUCGCGCGUUAAUGUUUAUAUAUGUACUUCUUUUCCAUUUCCAAAGGUUUGAACGCUAUAUUAAAGGUUGAGUGCCAUCUCGCA